Molecule: messenger RNA, 1062 nt
Organism: Eimeria necatrix
Lineage: Eukaryota; Apicomplexa; Conoidasida; Eucoccidiorida; Eimeriidae
Exons: 2
Coding region: 1-1062 (353 amino acids)
Source: RefSeq, a predicted model, not a curated record
AUGCCACUUCCUGCGAAAGACGAAACAUACCUACCGGUAGUGGAGGACAUAAAUGGAGCAGUAGAUUCCUCGCUGUCCCCUUUUGCAGGCAACACGCAGGACGCUGAUAACUACAUUGUUGCACAAGAUGAUGGGCAGCUCCUUGGCAGGCUCCAGCGCAGGCUACGACAACGGCGACCUGGCGACUGUUUACAUUUUCCUGCUACCCUCGCAUCCGUUAUUUCUGUCGUGGUUAUUUUAACAUGGCUUGCUCUAUGUAAGGGAUCCCAAACGAUGCGUAACUCUUCAGGGCCGGUGCAGCGGAGCCUCGCAGAGGUAGAUAACGCGGAGCUGUCAGCUUUAUUAGACCAAUGCGUAGAAAUGGAAGAGGAUUUAGGCAUCCUAACGUAUGCCCCUAGCAUGAGUGGGGAGCCUGCAAAUAAUAAGGCUAGGCUGGCAAUGAUGCUGCACGAAUCUGCAGAAGCUUUUACACGCUCGCGAGAGCGGGCUUCAAAGAUAUCAAGCGGAGAGGCAGACAAAAGCGCCCAAAGUACAUUUGAAAUUAAGGAAACUUCAGCUAUGAAGGAAGCACCAAUGCUAUCGAUGCCGCUUGCUUUCAGCAUACCCUCCGAGCAAAGGGCAGAGCUGCGCCAAACUUACACAGCUGGGAUAUUCAAACCUCCCCAUGCUGUUCAUUUUGAAGGACACAGCCUCCCCAAUCCUUCUUUUGUUACUGGAAACUAUGCUGGUUGCAGUUAUGGCUCUUUAGAGCACGGGCCUGCUGCAGUUUUCUCACCAUCGUCAGUUGGGUAUACAACCAGGACUGAUUUCAACUUCAACAUGGGUAUGCGAGAGCACUGCCCCGAGGAAAUCAUGUCUCGAGAUGCAAAUGAACGGCAUACGUACGGGCAAGGGGAUGUUGGAGCUGCACUAGACUUUUCAGAGCCAUCUACCUCUCGCGAAUCGUUGGCAAGCUUGAAAGCGGACGUGCCAUCUUGUGUAAGCAGUUCAAACGUGACGAACUUCAGGGAGCAAUCUGAUGCGUGGGAGAACUUACACGAAAUGCUGAAGGAGCUUUUGUAA